AUAAGUCGGCCUGUGAGUCAUCGGCGUGAGCCACACCGUCCUGAGGGAAUAAGAUGGCGGGGAAGAAGAACGUUUUGUCGUCUCUUGCAGUUUAUGCGGAAGACUCGGAGCCUGAAUCUGAUGGCGAGGCUGGAGUCGACGCUGUGGGCGGCGCGGCUGAAGAGAAAGGUGGCUUGGUAUCUGAUGCCUAUGGAGAAGACGACUUCUCCCGCCUUGGGGGUGAUGAAGAUGGUUAUGAAGAAGAGGAGGAUGAGAACAGCAAGCAGUCGGAAGAUGACGAUUCAGAGACUGAAAAACCUGAGGCUGAUGACCCAAAGGAUAAUACAGAAGCAGAGAAGCGGGAUCCCCAGGAAUUAGUGGCCUCCUUUUCUGAAAGGGUCCGAAACAUGUCACCUGACGAGAUCAAGAUCCCACCAGAACCACCUGGCAGAUGUUCAAAUCACUUACAAGACAAGAUCCAGAAGCUUUAUGAGCGCAAGAUAAAGGAGGGAAUGGAUAUGAACUACAUCAUCCAAAGGAAGAAGGAGUUCCGGAACCCCAGCAUCUAUGAAAAACUGAUCCAGUUCUGUGCCAUUGAUGAGCUGGGCACCAACUAUCCAAAGGAUAUGUUUGACCCCCAUGGCUGGUCUGAAGACUCCUACUAUGAGGCUCUAGCCAAGGCCCAGAAGAUUGAAAUGGACAAAUUGGAAAAGGCCAAAAAGGAGCGAACCAAAAUUGAGUUUGUAACGGGCACCAAGAAAGGCACCACGACCAAUGCCACGGCUGCCACCACCACUACUGCCAGCACAGCUGUUGCAGAUGCCCAAAAGAGAAAGAGCAAGUGGGACUCUGCCAUCCCAGUGACGACAAUAGCACAGCCCACCAUCCUCACCACCACAGCCACACUGCCAGCAGUGGUCACUGUCACCACCAGUGCCAGCGGCUCCAAGACCACCGUCAUUUCUGCUGUGGGCACCAUUGUGAAGAAGGCCAAGCAGUGACCAGAGUACACCCCAGGACUUGACAGGACCGUGCAGCCUGGUGACUGCUCCCCGCGUGCCUUCCAGAAGGAGCCUCUGUGACAGACAUUCCAGCCAGAAGGACAUUGCAGCAGAGGCAAUGGGGUGCGAUGGACACCGAUUAAAAGUCCUAUGCUCUUAGGUCCUGGCAUGUCAGAUGCACUGGCCUCUCCCAUGCUGUAUCCAGGCGAACGUGAAGUGCAAAGGCCCCUCUGUCUCUGUCAAGAUUGUUGCUCAGGAUGAACAAUAGUGUGACAGAAACUGGGGCUGCUCAGAGGGGUAGCCCAGGGAGCUACCAUGGUCAUUCCCAAUGUAUGCCUGGUGGUGUGGGCAGGUAGGAGCUCACUGAAGGAGUCAGUUGGACACAUGCCCCUUCCUGGUGUCUGCUUUCCUGACCCGGAAACCGGAUCUCAGCAAUUCUCAGGCAAUAGCAGAGGCCUCUGCUCUCUUGGGUGCAGUUAUGCACUCCCCACACUGCCUCUGAUACACACCCAGGCCUUUGAAAUCAGGCCAGUGAACAGAGGCCUGGGAUGUGAUUCCCAACCUGCCCAGGGCAGGAGCAAGGUGUGGGCACCUGGCCAAGGCCGCCCCAGUCCCUCGGUGCCCGGUGAGUGUGGCCAGCAGGAUCCACGCAGUGGGGGAGAUGAAUCACCUCCUGCUCCGGCCAGGGCGGAGCUCAUUGUUUAUGUGAGAGCCCUGCUCUUGGGAGGGUUCUGCCACCCCACCCUUCCUCUGCUGUUAUCUCUGCCCAGCAGCAGCCCCUGGGUAGCACCGGUGGCCACUCUUAGGGCCCAAACAGGUUCACCAGCCCAAGAUGCCACAGGGGAAAGCUUGCCUUUUGUGCCCUCUGGCAGCUCUCCUUCCCACUCAGCGGAAAGGCUGAGUGUCAAAGGAGGAAGACUGGCUGGGAAGGGUCUCAUUGCUUCCCUGGGACCGACGGAGGCUGAGGAAGGUGCUUCUGAGUUUGUGGCUGGUGUUUUGUUUUGUGAUCCAAGGACUGACAACCUGCCUGUGAGAUCCCUAAAAUAAAAACCAAGUCACACUCGU
Molecule: messenger RNA, 2045 nt
Organism: Cricetulus griseus (Chinese hamster)
Lineage: Eukaryota; Metazoa; Chordata; Mammalia; Rodentia; Cricetidae
Source: RefSeq, a predicted model, not a curated record